AGAUCAACACGGGAGAAAGCCAGGAGGGUUCUCUUCCUGCUUCCUCCUCUCAUUUAUCUUCGCCCGCUUUAAUUAAUUUCCCUAAUAAUAAUUCCGCUCCUUCCGAUUCGGAUUCGGGAGAGAGAGAGAGAAUAGAGAGAGAGCGAUCGGUGGUGGGAAUCGAAGCCAGCGAGGAGAGAAGAGGCGAUCCACCUCCUUUCCUAGUUCCUACUCCUCUCCAUCGUUAAGCUUCUCCGCCUCGAUCCGGCCAACGCGAGCUUCUCCGAGGGAUUAGGAGUCUCCGGCGACGGCGGUCGGGCUGAAUUAAAACACCCUCAUCGAGUGCGGACGGCGAUGCCUACCGCGCCAAGGACGAUACCUGACGGUUGGACCGAGUCGUAGGUCGCGGCGCUGCCGUAUCUCCGCCGUUAUGGAGAUCGAUCCCUCGAUGGUGACGGACAAGGACCGCGAUCCGGCGGCAGGAACCCGCCAAGACCUCGAGAAUGGGACCGCCUCGCCUCCGCUUCCGACGGUGGAGACGGGGCAGCCGCAGCCGGUCGUGGUGGGGCCGAGGCCCGCGCCGAGGUACUCGGUGGUGAAUGCGAUCAUAGAAAUGGAGGAGGACGGGCCGACGUCCAGGUGCGGUCACACGCUUACGGCUGUAGCGGGUGUCGGGGAGGAGGGAACACCUGGGUACAUAGGGCCGCGGCUUAUUCUCUUUGGAGGUGCAACGGCGCUCGAGGGCAAUUCAACGGCCCCACCAUCUCCGGCAGCAAAUGCUGGCAUUCGCCUUGCAGGUGCAACGGCUGAUGUUCAUUGUUAUGAUGUGAUAACUAACAAAUGGACAAGGCUGACACCUCUUGGAGAACCCCCUUCACCUAGGGCUGCACACGUUGCAACUUCUGUGGGUACUAUGGUGGUAAUCCAGGGUGGGAUUGGUCCUAAUGGUUUGUCAGCAGAGGAUCUUCAUGUUCUGGACUUGACUCAGCAGCGGCCACGGUGGCAUAGGGUUGUUGUUCAAGGACCUGGUCCAGGACCACGCUAUGGUCAUGUGAUGGCUCUAGUUGGGCAGAGAUUUCUAUUGACAAUUGGUGGAAAUGAUGGGAAACACCCUUUAGCUGAUGUUUGGGCCCUAGAUACUGCUGCCAAACCCUAUGAAUGGAGGAAGUUGGAACCCGAAGGUGAAGGUCCACCCCCAUGCAUGUAUGCAACUGCAAGUGCACGGUCAGAUGGUCUUCUGUUGCUUUGUGGUGGGAGAGAUGCGAACGGCGUGCCUCUAUCAAGUGCAUAUGGUCUUGCAAAACAUAGGGAUGGUCGUUGGGAAUGGGCUAUUGCUCCUGGAGUUUCUCCAUCUCCAAGAUACCAGCAUGCUGCUGUUUUUGUCAAUGCUAGACUUCAUGUCUCUGGAGGAGCUCUUGGUGGUGGACGUAUUGUAGAAGACUCUUCAAGCAUUGCUGUGCUUGACACUGCUGCUGGAGUUUGGUGUGAUACCAAGUCUGUUGUUACAAGUCCCAGAAAAGGGCGAUAUAGUUCUGAUGCAGCUGGUGGAGAAUCGUCUGUUGAGCUGACAAGGCGUUGUAGACAUGCGGCUGCUGCAGUUGCUGAUAAAGUUUUUAUUUAUGGAGGAUUACAUGGCGGGAUGCUUCUUGAUGACCUACUUAUUGCGGAAGAUUUAGCUGCUGCUGAAACAAGUGCAGCUUCCCACAUUGCUUCUUCAGGUUCCACUGCAAAUGUACAAAUAGGAGGAUCACCAGGAAGAUACAUGUUCUCUGAUGAAAGAUCAAGGCAAGCUACUCCUGAAAAAGUUCCUGAUGGUGCAGCGGCGAUGGCUCCUUCAGUGUCUCCUCCCGUCAAUGGGGAUAUGUGCACCAACGUGAGCCCCGACAACACCAUGCUUCAAGGACCAAGAUUGAACAAAGGUGUUGAAUAUUUAGUAGAAGCAUCAGCAGCAGAAGCUGAGGCAAUUAGUGCUGCUUUAGCUGCUGCCAAGGCACGACGAAUUAAUGGCGAGCAUUUACCUGAUCAAGCCUAUGAUUCAGAGUCUACUCCACGUGGAAAACAACUCCCAAGUCUCAUAUCAGACCCUUCACUUUCAAAUGGUACAUCUUCAGUUGGGGUUCGAUUACAUCAUAGAGCGGUGGUUGUAGCAGCUGAGACAGGAGGUGCAUUGGGUGGUAUGGUCAGGCAGCUCUCAAUUGAUCAGUUUGAAAAUGAAGGCAGAAGGGUCAGCUAUGGCACACAGGAGAAUGCAACUGCAGCUAGGAAACUAUUAGAUCGUCAAAUGUCUAUUAAUAGUAUACCCAAAAAGGUUGUUGCUCAUCUUCUGAAACCACGUGGUUGGAAACCCCCUGUACGCAGGCAGUUCUUCUUAGAUUGUAAUGAGAUCUCUGAGCUUUGUGAUAGUGCUGAAAGAAUAUUCACUAGUGAGCCAACUGUUCUACAAAUUAAAGCUCCUGUCAAAAUCUUUGGUGAUUUACAUGGUCAGUUUGGGGAUCUCAUGCGCUUGUUUGAUGAGUAUGGUGCUCCUUCAACGGCAGGGGACAUUUCUUAUAUUGAUUAUCUCUUUUUGGGUGAUUACGUUGAUCGUGGCCAACAUAGCCUGGAAACUAUUACUCUUCUCCUUGCAUUGAAGAUUGAAUAUCCACAUAAUAUACAUUUAAUUCGUGGAAACCAUGAGGCAACAGACAUUAAUGCUUUAUUUGGGUUUCGUACCGAGUGCAUCGAGAGAAUGGGAGAACAAGACGGAAUCUGGGCAUGGCACCGUAUUAACAGAUUGUUUAAUUGGUUGCCUUUAGCUGCUUUAAUUGAGAAGAAAGUUAUCUGCAUGCAUGGUGGUAUUGGCCGUUCCAUAAAUCAUGUAGAACAGAUCGAAAACCUUCAACGACCUAUCACAAUGGAAACUGGCGCAAUAGUUCUUAUGGAUCUGCUAUGGUCUGAUCCAACAGAGAACGACAGUGUUGAGGGGUUAAGACCAAAUGCCAGGGGGCCUGGCUUGGUUACUUUUGGGCCUGACCGAGUUAUUGAGUUCUGCAAUAAUAAUGACCUCCAGUUGAUAGUAAGGGCACAUGAGUGUGUCAUGGAUGGUUUUGAACGAUUUGCUCAGGGUCAUUUAAUCACUCUUUUCUCUGCAACUAACUAUUGUGGAACAGCAAAUAACGCGGGGGCAAUUUUGGUUUUGGGACGAGAUCUUGUGGUUGUCCCAAAGCUAAUUCAUCCCUUACCUCCUGCCUUCCAUUCACCUGAAAUAUCACCGGAGCGUCAUAUUGAGGAUACAUGGAUGCAAGAAAUUAAUGCCAACAGACCAGCCACGCCUACCCGAGGCAGACCUCAAGUGGCAAAUGAUCGAGGUUCUCUAGCCUGGAUAUAGUAAUCAUCCCAAAUAUGGUAUACUAAUUCCCCUCCCGUGAACUGAGGUUCCUGGUGGUUCAGCUGUUGGACCUACUCUUUCGAACAAGCUGGGUUUAUAAACUGGCCAUCAAAAUUCGUAAAGCUCUUAGAUAUUUCAACAUGUAAAGUUGAUUGAAAGUUGCUUACCGACGUGUUUGGAGUUUUCACCAUGUAACUUAACAUGUGAAUUGGCCAGUUUACUGCACCAGGAAAGUGAUCGGAGAUUGCCCCAGUUGACACAAGCUUCGCCACUGUAUAUUCUGCUGCUGGAUAGGUGACUAUAUGUAUUGCGUCGCCAGUUGAAAUCGCCAAUAGUGUUUUUGUGGUAGUUAUUCUUUCCUUGUCGAGACAAACCGAGGUUAACAAUUACUAUGAGCCAUGUAUAAUAACAGUCUUUUCCCUUAUUGCACUUCCGUCGCUGUAAUUUCUUUGAUGAUUUUGUGUACAAGAUAAGUUUUGAGCGUAACGUGUAAUUGAUAAGGAUGCGUUGGUUUGCAAGAAUAUGGAUUUGAUUGGUUUUUUAUUUUCA
Messenger RNA from Zingiber officinale, 3895 nucleotides. RefSeq names its product serine/threonine-protein phosphatase BSL3-like. NCBI's taxonomy places the organism in Eukaryota, Viridiplantae, Streptophyta, Magnoliopsida, Zingiberales, Zingiberaceae. The record is from RefSeq and is a predicted model, not a curated record. Gene Ontology annotation, molecular function: protein binding; phosphoprotein phosphatase activity. The coding region runs from base 410 to 3346 and encodes 978 amino acids. Gene Ontology annotation, biological process: brassinosteroid mediated signaling pathway. The transcript has 21 exons.